This is a messenger RNA of Procambarus clarkii (red swamp crayfish), 1779 nucleotides long. RefSeq lists its product as uncharacterized. The record is from RefSeq and is a predicted model, not a curated record. Lineage: Eukaryota; Metazoa; Arthropoda; Malacostraca; Decapoda; Cambaridae.
AAGCCGAGUCAUCCAUAAAUGCGAUUACAUUUCUGCUCUGCUCAUCGUUGGUGCUGGAAUACUGGUGCUCAAGCCGUGACUGACAUCACGGAUAUUAUGUGGACAUUCUCAGUUUUGGCAUAAGUGAAGAUUUUCAGUUGGCAGUUGAUAUAACUCCGUGACAAUGGCAACUAUCAAGAAGGCACUGAGCUGUCGGAGCACCACUUACCCGCUGAAAGACAGCACCAAAAUCAAAGCCAGAUUCUCGUUAAGGAGGAUGAAAAGCUUCGAUUGCAGUUUUGAAGAGUCAGCCCUGAGGGAGGAGCGAAGGAUGAGGGACGUGUCGGCAGAGGGCCGACUUCGAGCGGAAUACUUUCAGUACACGAACUCCCCCACAAGCGCCUUUGCGCCCGCACAGAAGAUCUUAAGGUUCUCCGACGAGUGCUGGUGUGGCCCAGCGGUCGAGCCGGACUGCGUCUCACCAACCAAGUCCAAACACAGGAUUCUCUCGAGGACCAACGCUUCUGGUAACGCGGAAAAGCUGGUCGACUGGCAACGGCAUUUUCCCGAGCGCCGGAGUCUGAGUCCCUCGAGCAGUCAGGAGUCCUGCCACAGACACAGUCGCGCCUCGGAGAAGAGCUGCUGCAGAAACGCUUCCAUUAUGGAACGCCGAAGGCAGUUUUGUUCCUCCGUCAGCCUUCCGCCAUCUACAAAACUACCAUCUGAGCCAGGAUCAUCCACCACCUCCGUCAACAGCACCACGGCGCACGCGCCAGUGUCAACAGAGGGACGCAGGCGGCGGUCGCAGUUCCGGAAGGCAUGGUCGCUCUUCUCUCUCACCUGCGGCAAGGAAACUCCCCGUCGGGAGAAGUCGCCUCAGCAGAGGAUCCUUCGGCCCCCGACCCGACACGAGUACCGACGGGGCCUCUCGGGGCUGCCCAUCCAGUGUUCCACCAACAAGCUUGGUCUUGCUUAUUGAUUCCAUGUAUUAUUUUUGCUCUUUCUUCCUUGAUAAUGGACUAAAAAUUAAGUUGAUUAAUAUCAUGCUUUCGUCAUUGUGGUGUGAUAUGAAGAACCAUUGUUUCAGAGGAGCAACUCCUCUCCCGAACACUUACUCCUGUGAAUGAAACACUCCUGUGGAAGAAUCUCUUCUGUGCAAGGUUUCACUCAUGAAGAAGAGACAUUCCUGUGGAAACGAGCAAUCUCAUGGAAGAUGCACUCCAGUGGAUGGAGCGCACCUUUUCCACUCGUGUUGAAAGGUACUCUUUGUGUAAGUAGCACUCCGGUAAAAGAAGCACUCGCGUGGAUGAAGCACUCCCGUUGAAGAAGCACUCCCGUUGAAGAAGCACUCCCGUUGAAGAAGCACUCCCGUUGAAGAAGCACUCCUGUGAGAAGAUUAUUCCUGUAUAAGAAACACUCCUGACGAAGAAGCAAUCCUUUGGAUGAAGUAAUCCUGUGGAAAAAGCACACUCCUGAGAGAGAAGCACUCCUGUCUAAGACUCACUGUUGCUCAAGUUGGAUAACAAGGUUGUCAAAACAUUUGGUAAACUGAAAGGCAAGAGAAUUUUCUCAUCAAAAAAGUGUGACACAUAUACCGGUCAACGAUGUUACUCCGCUCCUUAAGUCACUGUGUUGCUCAGUUCACAGUCGUCUCUGUGUGUUGCACAGUUCACAGUUACCUCUAUGUGUGUUGCACAGUUCACAGUUACCUGUAUGCUGCUCAGUUCAAGCUUAAACUCUGUGAGUAAAGCCUCGUGGAGGAGGUAUAUUGAUAUGAAUAAUCUGAUAUAUAUAUAUAUA